AUGGCUGCGGCGGGACUCUGUGUUGCCGGGCCGGCAGGGCAUGUCUUCCUGGGUUGGAUGGAGCAGCACGUCAUGGCAGCCACUCCGAUGAGCCGGACAGCUGUGGCCCUCAAGUUCACUCUGGAUCAGGUCCUUGGCCUGGUGCUCUGGCAAGCGGCUUUCCUCACAAUAAACCCCAGCUACCGUGCAGCGGCUCGAAACCUGUUGCGCGGCCGGGAGACGGCAGUGGUGUAG
Molecule: messenger RNA, 234 nt
Organism: Auxenochlorella protothecoides
Lineage: Eukaryota; Viridiplantae; Chlorophyta; Trebouxiophyceae; Chlorellales; Chlorellaceae
Exons: 2
Coding region: 1-234 (77 amino acids)
Source: RefSeq, a predicted model, not a curated record